AUGGUUUUGCCAACGUAUUUCUUAGUUUUUGCAAUCAUAACGGCCAUUAUGUGUGCGACAAGUGUGCUGUUGAAUAGUCUUGUUUGUGUUGUGUUCUAUAGAAAGAGACAGCUUCUAAAUGCUCCUGAUAUCUUCAUCGCUAGCGUGGCGCUUUGCGAUUUGUUUAACUCGAUUACUACUUUGCCAUUGAUUUUCGUUACAAAUACCCAAGGACGAUGGAUUUAUGGGGACAGCGGAUGCAAAAUAAUCGGGUUCAUUGCUACAUGGAACGGUUUGACUUCAUUGAUGAAUCUGUCAGCCGCCUCAUACGAAAGAUAUCAUGCACUAGUUUUCCUCCACAAGAAGAACCCAACUUUCUCAAGGAGAAAAGCAGUUUGUUUUUCAUCUGCUAUGUGGAUGUACGCUUUGUUCUGGAGUCUAAUGCCUUUGUUUGGCUGGUCAGGGUUUGAAAAAGAAGGAAUCGGGACAAGUUGUUCAGUUAGAUGGAAGUCACAAACUAAGCUAGAUGUCUCAUAUAACAUUUGUUUGAUAUUGGCUUGCUUUGUGUUCCCAGUAAGCGUCAUAGUCGUCUGUUAUUACAAAACCUGUCGCGAGAUAAACAGAACGGCAAGGCGAGCGAAAACGACGUGGGGAAUAACAUCACCCUUUACAAGAAAAACAUUCGAAAUAGAGAGAAAGAUGGUCAUUUUGUUUGGCUUAAUGACCGUGGCUUUUCUCGUGGCCUGGACACCAUAUGCUGUUGUAUCUAUUAUUUCCAUGAUCUGUGGACCUGACGUCAUCAGUGACAUCACAGCAUCUAUACCAGCAUACUUUGCCAAAUCAUCAAACUGUUACAAUCCUGUUCUUUACUUUUUUCUGUACAAAAGAACGCGACGACAGGUUCGUUUUAUGGCAUGUGUUCGUAAGGAACAGAAUAAAUAUCUAGCCACGAUCAGUAAUUCUGGCGGCACUCUGAGCUGA
This is a messenger RNA of Porites lobata, 960 nucleotides long. The record is from the annotation of a GenBank genome assembly. Lineage: Eukaryota; Metazoa; Cnidaria; Anthozoa; Scleractinia; Poritidae.